AUGCUGCCGGCAAUUCCGGGCAACAGGUUGACCCGAGCGGGGAACGGCGAUGGUCAAAGGUCUCUGCACGAAACAAACCAUGUCUAUCACAAUCGAUCUUCGAGCUUCAACCAGUCCAGACCAGGAGUCAGCAGCUCAGCCGCCGGGUCAGAAGUCCGCAGUGAAACAGACUUGUCUAUCGGGAAAGAUCAGAUGCCGAGAGGACGAAGUGCCGAGCCUACGUUGAGACCUUCCAUCGGUCAUCCCACCCGCCCAUUGACCAGACUGCCAGACGAGACAACAGAGUUUCAACCACUUGGAAGAAUCAGAAGAGAGGAAUCCAACAUCCCGAUUUCAGGAGACUUAGCUGCACAUCAGAAACCGGGGCUUCCCCAACACAAGUCUGUUCAAAAUGUUCCGAAACAUUCGAGUAUCGAAAACCGCACAAACCUUAGCCUCCAGGACUUCAGUAGAGCGAUCAGAGAAGCUGCGAAGUUGAAAAACGACCCACACAAAGUCGAAGAAGCUGCCAAACUAAUUCUAGACGCGAUGUUGUGGGACAACAUCCAGAAACUCCCGCGCGACAACAUGGAGAUAGUCGUCGCGCGGCAUCAUCUGGGAGAGUGCUAUUUCCACAUGGGGAAGUAUAGCGAGGCUGAGAAGCUUUACCGUGAAGUUCUCAAGGCCCGCAACUCCCAGAAGCCUCCCGACCCUCUGAAAAUCUUAGAGGUUCGAAAGGAUUUGGUGGCCACACUCAUCGAGUUUGCCAGACUAGAGGAUGGAGGGGAUAUUGCGAAAGCCGAGAAGCUCAACUCUGAGGCACUGGCGCUAGCUGUUGACAACAUGAACGACAAGAAAAACAGUGAUCAGGACGACGACAUCGAUAAUGUCCUUCAUUGUACUGAGGUUCUUCUGGAAAACCGAAAUCGAAAGCCUAUGGAGCUUGCUAGGCUGAAAAGGACUCGUGUCCGUGCGUUAGUCAAGAUCGGAGACGACAUGAGCGAUGACGAACUGAUCGACAUUAAAUACCAUGGAAUCGAGGCGUUCAAAUUGUUCACCGUGGAUCUAAAGGAUAGAAAACGCGGAUACGAAGUAUACCACAUCAUUGAGUCGCGCAUAUGGAAAUAUGGUGCCCAUGACUCCGGUCAAUUCAGAAGGGCAACAAGUAUAGAGGAAGAAGUCAAGGAUGAGUGGAGAAAGGCAACGGGAAUGCUUGCGAGCAAGAGAUGGAAGAAGUGUUUGAAGAAAAUACGCGCCGACGUGAUAAGGAAUGUCAUACCUCGGAAGAAGGAGAUGCGUGAAGCUUGGUAUCUCAUUUGCCGAAGAGUACUGGCCAGACAGAGAUGGCAGAGAGCUUCGGCAGAAGCCAUAAGAGAAGCAAAACUAAGAAUUGCUCACCGCAGGAGGCUGGCUAGUCAAUGGAGAUUGGUGGUCCACCAGGUUAUAGAGAGGAAGAAGGAAGAAGAUCAGAAGAAAAAGAGACAAGAAGAAAGCGAGGAAAAGAGGAAGCGGGGCGAAGAGAGAAGGAAGAGAGACAAGGAGCAGAAGCGACUCAGAGAAGAGGAGGAGGAAGAAAAGGAAAGGGCCGAGGAAACUCGACUUAAGAAAUCACAUGAAGAGAGGGAACAGAAGAGAAUUGAGAAAGACCUGAUGGACAAGCGAAAGCUGGAGGAUCAGGCAGCGGUAAGGGCCAUGGUAUUGGAGGAAGAAGCGGCUCAGACAGCACGAGCGCAGAGAUCUGAGGAUCCCGAAAUUAAGCAAGGAAUCAGAAAAACAGAUACUGGGAUCUCGGAAUGGUCAGAGCCUGAAACACCAUUACAUUUCAACUCAGAACAAGCCUUCUUCGACGCAGAGACUGAACUCAGCAGCAUACAAAACAGCGAAAAGUGGAUGAGAGAUUUCAUCAGGUCUCGCGAUAUGAUCCUUAGUACUCGACAGGAAAAGAACAUGGAGCGUGUCAGGGUAACCAUUGUUGAUACAGGUCUCGAUACGACCCACCCAUUUGUCGCGAAGCGGCAGUGGCCAGACUACAGGCAAGCAGCGAACAAGAAGGUGGCUCUUUUCCAGGACUUCGUGACAGAAACCCCUAGCGUGGAAGCGAUCGAUGAGGACGGACAUGGAACUUUCAUUGCUGGCAUUAUGCUCCAGCUCGCACCACUCGUUGAGCUUUCUAUAGCUCGUGUGGCCACAACACGGGCCUCCUUUUUGAAAGAUCCCAACGCCGAGGAAAAAGUCACGAAAGCAAUCAACCACGCCGUCGAGGAAUGGGAAACAGACAUUAUUUCAAUGUCUCUUGGGUUCCCACGCAUCAAAACGCUGGAAUUUCGAAACGUCAUUGGCAAGGCCACUUGGAAGAAUAAAAUUCUUUGUGCGGCCGCAGGCAACUCAGGAAACAUUAACGCCCACGUCUCCUUUCCUGCUCGACUCGCUGGUGUUUUCAAGAUCUUUGCGGCCGACCAUAUGGGCGGCAAGUGCUCCUUCAGCCCAAGGCCUGGCCUGGACAGUGAGAUGUGCUUCAGCAUUCUCGGCCACGAUGUCGUGUCGAUCUGGCCGGAAGCUCUGCGAGACAAAAUUAUGGAGUCGGGUAAGAAGGUGAUAGAGAAGAAGAACUCAAAGAAGUAUCCAGGGCUGUGGGUUGCCAUGUCGGGAACCUCCUUCGCGACACCGAUAGUUGCGUCUGUCGUUGCCAUACUAUACCAGUUCUACGACGCAAACAAAGCCGAGAUCGACCUCGGACCGGCUUUGGAAUUCAAGACGGUCGAAGCCAUCAGAAUCAUACUAUUGAGGAUGUGCAUGGCGCCCGCUGCGGACCAGCACAACUACCUCAACCCUUGGGUGGGCCGGGACAACUACUUCAAUUUCAGCGGGGAAGAGAGGAACUCUGUUUCCUUUUUUGCACUGAUGCUACGGCUUUGUUUGCGAGCUUGGAACACAUAG
Molecule: messenger RNA, 2916 nt
Organism: Colletotrichum scovillei
Lineage: Eukaryota; Fungi; Ascomycota; Sordariomycetes; Glomerellales; Glomerellaceae
Product: thermostable alkaline protease
Exons: 4
Coding region: 1-2916 (971 amino acids)
Biological process (GO): proteolysis
Molecular function (GO): serine-type endopeptidase activity; protein binding
Source: RefSeq, a predicted model, not a curated record